CUAGUAUUUGUCGACAGUGUGAAACGGCUGUAACCGUCUACGGGACGACGGAUGGACCUGUACUACCCCGGUCUGGAUGCACUGCCGACAUUACAUGAAGACAUCAUCGACAAAGACACGCCCCACUUGGAGACCGAGCGAUUGAAGCGAGACCUGGCAGCGAUGCUGGCAAUGGACGCCACUGCCGCCAGGUCCAUCCACUCCCAAUCACCUCAGCACACAGCCAUCCUUUCCGACGAAACGACUGCUGGCGCCAUUAAACUGCAGUCUUGGUGGAGGCAACGUGCCGCUCAACACCAGCUAGCCACGCUGAUGCUGGAGAAAUUCGAAGCAGAUGAAGCCAGGCGACGGAUGCGAGAGCAGCGGCUCGUUGAAGACACCCUCCAACUGCUCGACCGGUUGGCGCUGCAGACACACCUGACAAACGAAGCGUAUUUGGCCAAAUGUCGGAAAAACCACCAGAACCGUGUGGCGUAUUCUAUCCAAUGCUUGUACCGUCGGCACUCUGCGAAAAAGCGACCGACGACCUCGGCGGCCUUAGCGACGCCUACCUUUGACGCGAGUGCCUUCUUCCGUCCAGAUAGCAGUUGAACUGGCCAUGAUUAUACAAUACUAGUACUAGUUGCCCUA
This is a messenger RNA of Aphanomyces astaci, 630 nucleotides long. RefSeq lists its product as hypothetical. The record is from RefSeq and is a predicted model, not a curated record. The coding region runs from base 52 to 591 and encodes 179 amino acids. The transcript is spliced from 3 exons. Lineage: Eukaryota; Oomycota; Saprolegniomycetes; Saprolegniales; Verrucalvaceae.